UACAAGCAACAUCUAAAACAUCCAGUCAGGUUCAUAGGCUACACUGUCGGGUUUGGCGUAGUUGGCCUUUGCUUUACUAUCUUCCUGUUGUUUACGCUCUGCACCAUCAUGGCCAUGUUACUCGUUGCCGCAACGUUCCGUUCAUCUCUCUUCCGUACACUUGGAUCACGCGCCCUGGCCGCUAUUGGGAUUUCUUGCUCACUUGUUUUUAUCCUUUGGCUUAUACAGAUGCUCGUCAUUCGUUAUCGUUUCCGUAUGCCAGGCUCUCGAUUUUUCCUUGUGCCACAACAAUCCGCACGGACCGGUUUCCAUCACUGGGAGUUUUUUUGGGCGUUUUUCAAUAUCGUUUUUGGUGCGUUUUCUUUCUUUAAAAGAAUUGCGCUCAGCGUCUUAAGCAUGGGGAUUUAUUCAACUCGCAUUGACUUAUGUAUCAUGGGCGGAAGGUUUCGUCCAUGGGAUGGCGGCUACUCCGCAUUUGUCGGUUUAGUUCUAGCAGACCAUGUAAUGAAUAAUCCGAUCGUGCUAGAGUUUGUACAGAUAUUGAGAGAUCUGUUGUUAGCAAGGCGGAAUCCACAUUUGGCGCAUCUUCUUGAAGCUAAAGGUCGAACACAUCCAGACGACGUCCCAGAGCUGGAUGAAGAAGCAAAAGCUGAGAGAAAUAAGCAGAUUAUCAUGAUAAUGAACCCAGUACGACGAGGAGAGCGGUACCCAGGCGCACGGAGGCCUCUAACAAACAUCGAAGAGGACGACGAGGCAAAGAUGGAAGACUUAUUGGUGGCCACUAGUAAUGAAAGUGGCAUUGGUGUUGGUGCUGGCGGUGGAUUGAAAGGGGGUCUCGUCGUGCCGGAGGUCUCCAAGAUCCAUCAUUACUUCCGAGUGGAUCAAAGAGUCGAUCGACAUAAACCAGGCCAGGGCCCUGCCUCUAGGUCUUCAUCAUCUUCAUCACAGCCACCAUCAGCAGUGCACUAUAAUAGUGAUCGUGUCUCUAAGGUCUAUACCCCUCUGCUAGUGUCUGGGGAAGCCAAGCAUCAAAUCCCUAUAACGCCACAAGAUCCUGAAUCCGUGGUUUCUCAGGAGCAGAUCCGUCAAACACUUUCUGAGGCAAAGCUGCGGUCGAUUCGAAAUCGAAACCGUUGGUUUUUAUACGUGACCUUAGUCAGGAACCCAUCCAUACGUCCUCUACGUCGAACAAAAAUCAAGGACUUUCUACACCCAAUCGGUCAUGGCGCUGAAUACACAGGAUCUCACCUCGAAGAGAUGCUCACUGAUAUACAUUGGGAUCAGGAGGACUAAAGCCCUGUGGAAUAAUUUGUUUACUACCAAUUUCACC
Molecule: messenger RNA, 1330 nt
Organism: Lobosporangium transversale
Lineage: Eukaryota; Fungi; Mortierellomycota; Mortierellomycetes; Mortierellales; Mortierellaceae
Exons: 1
Coding region: 109-1293 (394 amino acids)
Molecular function (GO): retinol transmembrane transporter activity; signaling receptor activity
Source: RefSeq, a predicted model, not a curated record